GUCAAAAUGGCGGCCGAGGUGGCGAAGCAGCAGCAGCGGCGGCGGAGGCGACUGGAGUGAGCGCCCGGCUCGCCGCGCCGACCAGGGCCCGGGCAGGGCCGCGCGCGGUGCCGCGUCCUGCCCCUCAGGCCCGGGGCCGCGUCGGCCGCCGCGCUUCGUCCGCUCCCGGUGGUUUCCUAGAAGCAUGAUUGUUUGUUGCACUUGAUCUCACAACCUGGUGAGGACUUCUUUACUGAUAAUGUCAAGUUCAGGUUAUCCUCCCAACCAAGGAGCAUUCAGCACAGAGCAAAGUCGUUAUCCUCCCCACUCUGUUCAGUACACCUUUCCCAGCACCCGUCACCAGCAGGAGUUUGCAGUCCCUGAUUAUCGUUCUUCUCAUCUCGAAGUCAGUCAGGCCUCACAGCUCUUGCAGCAGCAGCAGCAGCAGCAGCAGCAGCAGCUUCGCAGACGACCUUCCCUGCUUUCAGAGUUUCACCCAGGUUCUGACAGGCCUCAAGAAAGGAGAACUGGAUAUGAGCAGUUUCACCCAGGCCCUUCCCCGGCGGAUCAUGAUUCACUGGAAUCCAAGCGACCACGUCUGGAGCAGGUUUCUGAUUCCCAUUUCCAGCGGGUCAGCGCUGCGGUCUUACCUUUAGUGCACACGCUGCCAGAAGGGGUGAGGUCUUCUGCAGAUGCUAAGAAGGAUCCAGCAUUUGCAGUCAAACAUGAAGCUCCUUCCUCUCCAGUCUCUGGGCAGCCGUGUGGAGAUGAUCCAAAUGCUUCACCUUCAAAGCUCUCAAAGGAAGAGUUAAUACAGAGCAUGGAUCGUGUAGACCGAGAAAUUGCAAAAGUAGAACAGCAGAUCCUUAAACUGAAAAAGAAACAACAACAGCUUGAAGAAGAAGCUGCUAAACCUCCAGAGCCUGAGAAGCCUGUGUCCCCUCCUCCCGUGGAGCAGAAACACCGCAGUAUUGUCCAAAUUAUUUACGAUGAAAAUCGGAAAAAAGCAGAAGAAGCUCAUAAAAUAUUUGAAGGUCUUGGCCCAAAAGUUGAACUGCCACUCUAUAACCAGCCAUCAGAUACCAAGGUGUAUCAUGAGAACAUCAAGACAAACCAGGUGAUGAGGAAAAAACUCAUUUUAUUUUUUAAAAGAAGAAAUCAUGCAAGGAAACAAAGGGAGCAAAAAAUCUGCCAACGUUAUGAUCAGCUCAUGGAGGCAUGGGAGAAAAAAGUGGACAGAAUAGAAAAUAAUCCUCGGAGGAAAGCUAAAGAAAGCAAAACAAGGGAGUAUUAUGAAAAGCAGUUUCCAGAAAUUCGAAAACAAAGAGAACAGCAAGAACGGUUUCAGCGAGUUGGGCAGAGGGGAGCUGGUCUUUCAGCCACCAUUGCUAGGAGUGAACAUGAGAUUUCUGAAAUUAUUGAUGGGCUCUCUGAACAGGAGAAUAAUGAGAAACAAAUGCGACAGCUCUCUGUGAUCCCACCUAUGAUGUUUGAUGCAGAACAGAGAAGGGUCAAGUUCAUUAACAUGAAUGGGCUUAUGGAGGACCCUAUGAAGAUUUAUAAAGAUAGGCAGUUCAUGAAUGUUUGGACUGACCAUGAGAAGGAGAUCUUUAAGGACAAGUUUAUCCAGCAUCCAAAAAACUUUGGACUAAUUGCAUCUUACUUGGAAAGGAAGAGUGUUCCUGAUUGUGUUUUAUAUUACUACUUAACCAAGAAAAAUGAGAAUUAUAAAGCCCUAGUAAGAAGGAACUAUGGAAAACGCAGAGGAAGAAACCAGCAAAUUGCCCGACCCUCACAAGAAGAAAAAGUAGAAGAAAAAGAAGAAGAUAAAGCAGAAAAAACAGAAAAAAAAGAGGAGGAAAAGAAAGAUGAAGAAGAAAAAGAUGAAAAGGAGGACUCUAAAGAAAACACCAAGGAAAAGGAUAAGACAGAAAGUACGGCAGAAGAAACUGAGGAGAGAGAGCAGGCCACGCCCCGGGGCCGAAAGACUGCCAACAGUCAGGGCCGCCGAAAGGGCCGGGUCACCAGGUCCAUGACCAGUGAGGCCGCGGCUGCCAGCGCUGCGGCUGCUGCGGCCACCGAGGAGCCCCCCCCACCUCUGCCACCGCCACCAGAACCCAUUUCCACAGAACCUGUAGAAACCUCUCGAUGGACAGAAGAAGAAAUGGAAGUUGCUAAAAAAGGUCUAGUAGAACAUGGUCGUAACUGGGCAGCAAUUGCCAAAAUGGUGGGAACUAAAAGUGAAGCCCAAUGUAAAAACUUCUAUUUUAACUAUAAGAGACGACACAAUCUUGACAACCUCUUGCAGCAGCAUAAACAGAAAGCCUCACGGAAGCCUCGUGAAGAGCGAGAUGUGUCUCAGUGUGAAAGUGUAGCUUCCACCGUUUCUGCUCAGGAGGACGAGGACAUCGAAGCCUCCAACGAAGAGGAAAAUCCCGAGGACAGUGAAGUUGAAGCUGUCAAGCCCGGCGAAGACAGCACUGAAAACGCGCCUCCUCGGGGGACCACGCCCGACCCCGUGCCCAGGGCCUCUCCCUCGCCGGCAGUUCCGAGCACAGAAGCAGCCGAGGAUGCCAGUGUGGAGACCCAGGCGAACGACAGUGUGGCAGUGGACACAGCAGAGCCGAUGGACGUGGGGCACAGGGAGUGCGGGGCUGAAGGCACUUCUGCUCUGGACCUCCCCUCGGCCGCCAAGGCUGACACUGCGGACGUGGAAAUGCCAGAAAGCAGUCCAUCCAGAGUCGAAGGGGACCCCAAAGACAGAGACCUGGAGAGAGGCAGCGAGAAGCCGGAGCCUGGAGGCGACGACCUAGGGGUGGCCCAGCAGAUGAGCGCCCCGAGGCCCGAGCUCCCCUCUGACCACGACUCCAGUGCCACGUGCAGUGCCGAUGAGGAUGUGGACGGGGAACCCGAGAGGCAGCGAAUGUUUCCUAUGGAUUCAAAACCUUCAUUGUUAAACCCCACUGGAUCUAUACUGGUCUCGUCCCCAAUAAAACCAAAUCCACUGGACCUGCCACAGCUUCAGCAUCGAGCUGCUGUCAUCCCGCCAAUGGUUUCCUGCACCCCAUGUAACAUACCGAUUGGAACUCCAGUGAGCGGCUUCGCCCUCUACCAGCGACACAUCAAAGCCAUGCAUGAGUCAGCGCUUCUGGAGGAGCAGCGGCAGAGGCAGGAGCAGAUGGACCUGGAGCGCAGGGGUUCUGCGAGCCCGCGUGGCGCCCCCAAGAGCCCAAACAGAGAGUGGGAAGUCCUCCAGCCUGCUCCGCAUCAAGUGAUAACUAACCUCCCUGAAGGGGUUCGGCUUCCAACAACUCGACCCACUAGGCCACCUCCUCCUCUCAUCCCAUCUUCCAAAACCACAGUGGCUUCAGAAAAACCAUCUUUUAUACUGGGAGGCUCCAUCUCACAGGGAACACCCGGCACUUACUUGCCUUCUCCUAAUCAGGCCUCCUAUGCUCCCGAGGCAGCGAAGCCCUCGGCGGGCUCCAUCUCCCUGGGACUGCCACGGCAGCAGGAGGCCGCCAAGCCAGCUACUGUGCCCUACAUCAAGCAAGAAGAGUUUUCUCCCCGAAGCCAAAACUCACAACCUGAGGGUUUAUUGGUCAGAGCCCAACAUGAAGGAGUGGUCAGAGGUACCACAGGAGCCAUUCAAGAAGGAAGUAUAACUCGGGGAACUCCCUCCAGCAAACUUUCUGUGGAGAGCAUCCCAUCCCUCCGGGGCUCUAUCACCCAGGGGACCCCGGCUCUGUCCCAGGCUGGCAUACCAACUGAGGCUUUGGUAAAGGGACCCAUUUCUAGACUGUCCAUUGAAGAGAGCAGUCCUGAGAAAGGCCGAGAGGAAGCUGCAUCCAAAGGCCAUGUUAUUUAUGAAGGCAAAAGUGGACACAUCUUAUCUUACGAUAAUAUUAAGAAUGCCCGAGAAGGGACGAGGAGUCCGAGAACAGCUCAUGAAAUCAGUCUCAAAAGAAGCUAUGAAUCAGUGGAAGGAGGUCUAAAGCAAGGGUUGUCCAUGAGGGAGUCUCCUGUGUCAGCACCGCUGGAGGGGCUGAUCUGCCGAGCAUUACCCAGGGGGAGCCCUCACUCUGACCUCAAAGAAAGGACUGUGCUGUCUGGUUCCAUAAUGCAGGGCACACCAAGAGCGACAACUGAAAGUUUUGAAGAUGGCCUUAAGUACCCCAAACAGAUUAAAAGGGAGAGUCCGCCCAUACGAGCAUUUGAAGGUGCCAUUACCAAAGGAAAACCUUACGAUGGCAUCACCACCAUCAAAGAGAUGGGGCGCUCCAUCCAUGAGAUCCCCCGGCAAGAUGUUUUAACUCAGGAAAGCCAGAAAACCCCAGAAGUGGUACAGAGCACGAGGCCCAUGGUCGAGGGCUCCAUCUCCCAGGGCACACCCGUCAAGUCUGACAGCAGUUCAGGCCAGUCCGCCAUCAAGCACAACGUCAAGUCCUUGGUCGCGGGGCCUAGCAGACUGCCCCGUGGGCUGCCUCCGCUGGAAAUUAGGCCAGAGAGCAUAAAAGCGGUCGAACGGGGAAAAUAUGAGGACGUGAAAGCAGGCGAGCCUGUGCGUUCCCGGCACACGUCGGUGGUAAGCUCUGGCCCCUCGGUUCUCAGGUCAACGCUUCACGAAGCCCCCAAAGCACAGCUGAGCCCGGGGAUUUACGAGGAUGCCAACGCACGGCGGACGCCGGGGAGUUACGCCAGCACUGCGCCCAGAGGCUCGCCCAUGAUGAGCAGAGCUCCCGAUGUUACGAUUUCUUCUAGCAAGUCUACCAGUCUUGAAAGGAAGUCAACACUGACCCCUACCCAGAGGGAAAGCAUCACAGCGAAGUCUCCAGUUCCUGGGGUAGACCCUGCAGUGAGCCACAGCCCUUUUGAGCCGCACCACAGGGGCGGGGCCCCAGGGGAGGUUUACCGGAGCCAUCUGCCCACACAUCUGGACCCAGCCAUGCCGUUUCACCGGGCUCUGGAUCCUGCAGCUGCUGCUUACCUGUUCCAGAGACAGCUGUCACCAACCCCAGGUUACCCCAGUCAGUAUCAGCUCUAUGCGAUGGAGAACACGCGGCAGACGAUCCUCAACGACUACAUCACCUCACAGCAGAUGCAAGUGGGCCUGCGCCCGGAUGUGGCCAGAGGGCUCUCCCCCCGGGAGCAGCAGCUGGGUCUUCCGUACCCAGCAACCAGGGGAAUCAUUGACCUGACCAAUAUGCCCCCAGCAAUUUUAGUGCCUCAUCCAGGGGGAACAAGCACUCCCCCCAUGGACAGAAUCACUUACAUUCCUGGAACACAGGUCACCUUCCCUCCGCGGCCGUACAACUCUGCGUCCAUGUCUCCAGGACACUCAACACACCUCGCGGCUGCGGCAAACGCUGAAAGAGAGCGGGAGCGGGAGAAGGAGCGGGAGCGCCUCGCCGCAGCCCCCUCAGACCUCUGCCUGCGGCCAGGCUCAGAACAGCCAGGCCGGCCCAGCAGCCACGGCUACGUUCGCUCCCCGUCUCCUUCAGUCAGAGCUCAGGAGACCCUGCUGCAGCAGAGACCCAGCGUUUUCCAGGGAACCAAUGGAACCAGCGUGAUCACACCUUUGGACCCGAGCGCACAGCUACGGAUCAUGCCGCUGCCUGCUGGGGGCCCUUCCAUCAGCCAGGGCCUGCCGGCCUCCCGUUACAAUACUGCUGCGGACGCCCUGGCUGCUCUUGUGGACGCCGCAGCGUCUGCUCCCCAGAUGGACGUGUCCAAAACAAAAGAGAGUAAGCAUGAAGCUGCCAGGUUAGAAGAAAAUUUGAGGAGCAGGUCAGCAGCAGUUAGUGAGCCGCAGCUAGAGCAGAAAAGCCUGGAGGCGGAGAAGAGACCCGGUCAGUGUGUGUGCACUUCUUCAGCCCUGCCGAGUGGCAGGCCCCAGCCUCAUUCUGCCGUAGUUUACGCUGAGGCUGGGAAGGAGAAAGGGCCUCCUCCAAAAUCCAGAUAUGAGGAAGAGCUAAGGACCCGAGGGAAGACUACCAUUACCGCAGCUAACUUCAUAGACGUGAUCAUCACCCGGCAAAUUGCCUCGGACAAGGAUGCAAGGGAACGUGGCUCCCAGAGUUCAGACUCUUCCGGUAGCUUAUCUUCUCACCGGUAUGAAACACCUGGCGAUGCCAUUGAGGUGAUAAGCCCUGCCAGCUCCCCCGCGCCGCCCCCCGAGAGGCUGCAGGCCUACCAGCCGGAGGUCGUGAAGGCGAGCCAGGCAGAAAACGAAGCCUGCAGGCAGUACGAAGGACCGCUGCACCACUAUCGGCCGCAGCCGGAGUCACCCUCCCCGCAGCCGCCGCUGCCCCCAUCUUCACAGGCUGAGGGGGUGGGGCAGGUGCCCAGGACACACCGACUCAUCACACUUGCUGAUCACAUCUGUCAAAUUAUCACGCAAGAUUUUGCUAGAAAUCAAGUUCCGUCACAGCCUCCCCAGCAGCCUCCCACUUCUACAUUCCAAAAUUCACCGUCUGCUUUGGUGUCCACACCCGUGAGGACUAAAACAUCAAACCGUUACAGCCCAGAAUCCCAGUCUCAGUCUCUUCACCAUCAAAGACCAGGUUCAAGGGUCUCUCCAGAAAAUCUUGUGGACAAAUCCAGGGGAAGUAUCAGGCCUGGAAAGUCCCCAGAGAGGAGUCACGUCUCUAGCGAGCCCUACGAGCCCAUCUCCCCACCCCAGGUUCCGGUCGUGCACGAGAAACAGGACAGUGUGCUGCUCCUGGCCCAGCGCGGAGCCGAGCCCGCGGAGCAGAGGAAUGAUUCCCGAUCACCAGGGAGUAUAAGCUACUUGCCUUCAUUCUUCACCAAGCUGGAAAACACCUCACCCAUGGUUAAAUCAAAGAAGCAGGAGAUCUUUCGUAAGUUGAACUCCUCUGGUGGAGGUGACUCUGAUAUGGCAGCUGCUCAGCCAGGAACUGAGAUCUUUAACCUGCCGGCAGUCACCACCUCAGGCUCCGUGAGCUCCCGAGGUCAUUCCUUUGCUGAUCCUGCCAGCAACCUCGGGCUGGAGGACAUCAUCCGGAAGGCGCUCAUGGGGAGCUUUGAAGACAAAGUGGAGGACCACGGGGUCGCCAUGCCCCAGCCCCUGGGGGGGGUGCCUGGUGGUGCCGGCACCCCGGUGGCGACCAGCGGUGAGGCCCGGAGAGAGGAAGGGGACCCGUCACCUCAUUCAGGAGGAGUUUGCAAACCAAAGCUGAUCAGCAAGUCAAACAGCAGGAAAUCAAAAUCUCCUAUCCCAGGGCAAGGCUACUUGGGAGCCGAACGGCCCUCCUCGGCCUCCUCUGUGCACUCAGAAGGGGAUUACCACAGGCAGACGCCAGGCUGGGCCUGGGAGGACAGACCUUCCUCGACAGGCUCGACGCAGUUCCCCUACAACCCCCUGACCAUGCGGAUGCUCAGCAGCACGCCCCCUGCGCCCGUUGCCUGUGCGCCCGUUGCCUGUGCGCCCGCCUCUGCCAGCCCUGCUGCCCCUCACCAGCCGAGCAGGAUCUGGGAUCGGGAGCCGGCCCCGCUGCUCUCUGCGCAGUAUGAGACGCUGUCCGACAGCGACUGA
Lipotes vexillifer (Yangtze River dolphin) is the source of this 7534-nucleotide messenger RNA. RefSeq names its product nuclear receptor corepressor 1 (gene NCOR1). The transcript has 46 exons. Gene Ontology annotation, cellular component: chromatin. Gene Ontology annotation, biological process: negative regulation of transcription by RNA polymerase II. Bases 239 to 7534 code for a protein of 2431 amino acids. The record is from RefSeq and is a predicted model, not a curated record. NCBI's taxonomy places the organism in Eukaryota, Metazoa, Chordata, Mammalia, Artiodactyla, Lipotidae. Gene Ontology annotation, molecular function: transcription corepressor activity; nuclear thyroid hormone receptor binding.